AUGAAAGUCAAUAACGGAUUCGGAAACUUCUCCAGAAGCAGCUCUGCUAGAUCAGCGAAGAGAUCUACAGCGUUACCAAAGUCUUCUUAUUCCACCCCCACAUCUGGAUCUGCGCCUCGUAGCCCUUCUCUGACCUAUCAGUGCAUAGAUCCGCCGCCCAAGUCGCCCAACCAAAAUUACCCCAGGAGUCCCAAAACAGACAGUGCGAGUCUAAAAUCCCCGAAGGUAUCUUUGAGUAGUCCCAGUCAAACAGAAAGGGCAGUAUUUGACUUCAACCAAAGCAUCCCGAGGUCUCCAAACAUGCCCAUAAAGUCGCCUAGGUCUCCAAGAUCCCCCAGAAAAUUCACGUACGAGGAAAAUGGCAGAGACACCGCUGGGUCAAGCGAUUGUGACCUGUUCAACUUCAGUUUGGCUUCACCACCCAAAAAGUCAAGUAAGCUUUACAAUAGGCAAUUAUACCAAUCUUCCAAGAGCGACUCCAUCAACUCUACUAAAUCCAGUUUGGAAUAUUCCUCCACCACUAAACAUCCCACAGGCGCUUACCAGGAUAUCGAAUAUAAGAUCUGUCAUUCUCUGGACUCCGAUUCCCAGACGACCUCCAGUUAUAGAUACUCCAUCACUAGCACGAGUUCCAGGCAUUCCUCGUUUAAGGAAAAAAGGAAGCCCAAGUGUAAUAUCAGAACAAAUCCAGGAUAUGACGAGAAAUAUGGAUCCAGCAAAUCAAUAAACGAAUCGGAAAGGGCCGAAAAACCUCUACAAAGAUGCAGAAAGUCCACAUCGGACCUGACCGAUAUGACGGACGAGGUCGCCAACACGACGAUGACGUCCCUAAGCAGGCCCAGUUCUCCCCGCAGGAAGGGGUCCGUGAAGGGCUUGGCGUACCUCGCCUCAAGGAGGGGGUCUAGGGACUCCGUCGCAUCGAAUAUGUCGAACGUCUCCAAUGAGGACAUCGGGCCCCUCAACUUCCAGAACACGGCCAGAGGUCGACAGAGGCGAACAUCCAAUUUCUUGGAAUUGCCUGGUAACCUCACCGGAGAGAUGUACCUGGAUUUGUUGGAAAACAACAUUGAUCCAGCGUUGACAAACAUUAUGGAGAAUAAUGAAAAUUAUUUCGAAGAUCAGUUGAUAUGCCAACAGGAUGGAGCUCCCCCACGCUACCUACGCCUUCGAUAUUCAACAGUAUCUUGA
Anoplophora glabripennis (Asian longhorned beetle) is the source of this 1188-nucleotide messenger RNA. RefSeq lists its product as uncharacterized. Bases 1 to 1188 code for a protein of 395 amino acids. The record is from RefSeq and is a predicted model, not a curated record. Lineage: Eukaryota; Metazoa; Arthropoda; Insecta; Coleoptera; Cerambycidae. The transcript is spliced from 3 exons.